AUAUCUACAUUUUUUAAAGCUUCAAGAGGGGUUUUCUAAGUUAAAGUCCUUUUGUGGUACUGGUUACUGCUAUAGUGAAUUUUACUGCAUGGUAAAUAUGUGAACACAUGGAAGAACUUGAGUCCUCAUUUGUUGCCACAUUGUCACAUUGUCAGAGUUGAGUUGUUCCACCUUCAUUGUCUUAAGAGUCUGUUUAGUGCUUGGGUGUUGGUAAGAAGAGUGUGGACAUCUGGGUUUUUGCUUGCUGUGAUUCUGGUGGUGCUUUCUUCCAUUGUCUUCAAUAGAACGAGAUGGUUCGGGAACUGGAUGGCCACGUCCUGAAAUGUGUAAAAGACCAGAAUGGCAAUCACGUGGUCCAGAAAUGCAUUGAAUGUGUGCAGCCCCAGUCUUUGCAGUUUAUUAUCGACGCGUUUAAGGGGCAGGUGUUUGCUUUGUCCACGCACCCUUAUGGCUGCCGAGUGAUUCAGAGAAUCCUGGAGCAUUGUCUCCCUGACCAGACCCUCCCUAUCCUAGAGGAACUUCACCAGCACACAGAGCAACUUGUACAGGAUCAGUAUGGAAAUUAUGUAAUCCAGCAUGUAUUAGAACAUGGUCGUCCUGAGGAUAAAAGCAAAAUUGUAGCAGAAAUUCGAGGCAAUGUACUUGUGUUAAGUCAGCACAAAUUUGCAAGCAAUGUUGUGGAGAAGUGCGUCACCCACGCCUCACGUACAGAGCGUGCUGUGCUCAUCGAUGAGGUCUGCACCAUGAACGAUGGUCCCCACAGUGCCUUAUAUACCAUGAUGAAGGACCAGUAUGCCAACUAUGUGGUCCAGAAAAUGAUUGAUGUGGCAGAGCCGGGCCAGCGGAAGAUUGUCAUGCAUAAG
Molecule: messenger RNA, 863 nt
Organism: Marmota flaviventris (yellow-bellied marmot)
Lineage: Eukaryota; Metazoa; Chordata; Mammalia; Rodentia; Sciuridae
Source: RefSeq, a predicted model, not a curated record